UCACCGCCUGCGCCUAGGGCGGCAGAAACAGGAAGUGAGACCAAAACAAAGGAGCGGCGGCGGGGAACGGUCUCUGUUUUUCUGCUUCCUCCGGCCUCCUCCUCGACCGUGGCCGCCGACCCUCCGAAGCCGUCCGAACAUGUCCAACAUGGAGAAACACCUGUUCAACUUAAAGUUCGCGGCCAAAGAACUGGGUAGGAGUGCCAAAAAAUGCGACAAGGAGGAAAAGGCCGAAAAGGCCAAGAUUAAAAAGGCCAUUCAGAAGGGCAAUAUGGAAGUUGCGAGGAUUCACGCCGAGAACGCGAUUCGCCAGAAGAACCAGGCGGUGAAUUUCUUGAGGAUGAGCGCGCGGGUGGACGCAGUGGCCGCCAGGGUCCAGACGGCCGUGACGAUGGGCAAGGUGACCAAGUCGAUGGCCGGAGUGGUUAAGUCGAUGGACGCGACGUUGAAGACCAUGAACCUCGAGAAGAUCUCCGCCCUGAUGGACAAGUUCGAGCACCAGUUCGAGACGCUGGACGUUCAGACGCAGCAGAUGGAGGAUACGAUGAGCAGCACGACGACGCUGACCACUCCCCAAGGCCAGGUGGACAUGCUGCUGCAGGAAAUGGCAGACGAGGCCGGCCUCGACCUCAACAUGGAGCUGCCGCAGGGCCAGACCGGCUCCGUGGGCACAAGCGUGGCCUCGGCCGAGCAGGACGAACUGUCCCAGAGGUUGGCCCGCCUGCGGGACCAGGUGUGACCGUGGGACCGCUCAGAGGCGAGCCGGCCGCAAGCGCCCUUCCGAAGACGGAUACUCUACACUAGAACCUCGGAACCGGCUAGAAUGCUGAACUGCUCUUACUCAAGAUGCUUCUCCCUUCGGGUUUACAGUGCUCUCCAGACACACGAAGAAUUCCCAGGCCUUCUCGUAACUCUUAACUGGAUUUGAAAGUUCUGUAUGGCUUGUGAUCAAGUGUAUCUAGUUAAUUCGACUUGUAUGAAUCUUUCUCAAAAAUUUGGUCAAAACUCUAGUUCCCUUGUAUUCAGUUUUCUGCCCGAAUUAUCAAAGUUGACAGUUUUCUUUUUAUUUUGUGUAGUUGAUAAUAUCUGGAGUUGAGGAGUGGUGAUUACUUAGGUCGAUUGCAGGGCUAUCUACUCUUCAUUCGGCGACUUAUUUCAUGGGCAGCGCCAUUCUGUGUAUCCUUUGUUUGUUGCCGUCAAAUGCAGUCUACAGCUGACUAUUAAUCUGUUCUCAUAACUUACACUGAAAUUACUUUAGUACCUUCUCGUGUAAUACUCUUUUACUUUUUAUGGCCUAUAAAUUUCUUGUGGUAGUUGCCUUUCUAUAACUGGAAGAAAAUGCUACCUAACUUCCACAUAACAUAAGAGAAAAUCAUUUGUUUAUGGUUUUAAGAUUUACAAGGCUUAAUGUGUGAUGGGUAUUUCCAAGUGAAUUUCUCUCACACAUUUCUGGUUAUUUUCCUAUUUCAUUAGACUGUGAUUAGAUUUAUUUUAAAAUAUACCAGUUAGCAUGACAGUCACAUUUCUCUAAUGUUGCCAAAGAACUGUUGAUGGGUUUGAGAAGCCCUGGGACUGUGUGUGAGAGCGAGUUUUGUUUAGAUUUUAAUCAAAACUAGAAAUAAAAUUUUAGGUUCUAGUUACUCGCAUUUAUUAUCUUGUCUUAAAGCGACAACUCUUUAAAAUCUUGGGAGUACUGAUACAAGCUGGGAUAUUUGGUUUAGCCUUUCAAAUCCAUGACAUUCUCAUGCAGCGUCUGGAAGUGUGGGAAGGACAGGUGCAGACUUGACCCUCUCAGUCCAGAGCCCAGCUGUGCUGCCUUCCGUCUUUCUGGAACGGUGGUGUGCAAAGUAAAAGUGAAAAUGUAGAGCCUGUAGCCACCACUUUCUCUGAUCCUUGAACAAAGAGAGCAGUGACUUGCUUUUGCCUCAGCAAGCAUAUUAAUCUAAGUUAAAUACUUAAGGAUAUUUUUAAUUCCCCCUUCCCUUCACUGGAAGAUUUCUCCAUGAGACAAUUCCAGUAUUUCAGGAAAUAAUUCAGAGGACUCUUCCAAGCCCUUCGGAUGGUUGAGAACCAAGUGUUCACCACUAUAACAUGUCCUCCUGUAUGAAUGUGUGUGUUUAAGCAGGGGGAAAAAUGCAGAGGUGUGUGCAGAUGAGAACUGACCCUCAUAUUUAAGUGUCAUUAAGUCUGACUGGCUAUUGUUCCAGAGUCUUCUAUGAGCAACACCUGCCAGUCGUCUCCCCACAUCCUCUGUCUAGAACCUGUCCCUUUAGGUGUCUCCUCCCAUCUGCAUGUUGCACAGAAGCAGCUGUAUGUGAGCACAUAAUGAGCCCUAACCCUCCUCAGACUGAAAAAAUUAUUACAGCUUAAAAAUAGCUUGGUGUUGAUCCUUUGGUAUGUUUAGGACCCUUUUAUAAUGCAGAUAUUCCCAACAAAAUUAAUAUAUUUUGUGAGAUUAAACAGUGCUUAUAUAUGCUUGGCCUUUCUUAAAAUAUGUUCAUUUCAAACUACAUGAAUGUACAUUUUUAUAAAACAUACAUAUUUUCAAAAGCAUAUCAGGCCCACGAAUUAUUUCCUCACUUUUGCAGUUGAUGAAAUGCUGGAAUAUGAACCACAGAAGUUUGUCAAAUAAAUCAUUUUAACUUGCAUGUUAUUGCACAUGAGUGUACAUGCUGUUUACAAAACUAUUUAAGGAAAAAUGAUUCGGAGGUUGAUUUGGUUCAGAAAACAUAGUAUUUUUAUGGACUCAGUUUUAGCACCUGAAUUUCUGUUUGCAUGCCCAUUUCUAGAAGCCCAGGUCGUUAACUUCUUUGCUGUAAUAGUUUCUUCAAGGCAACAAGAUUCCUCCUUACUGAAACUGCCCCAGGCUAAGCCCAGCUCAAACACAACCAAGGAAAUGGUUCCUCUUCCAUAUAACCACUAGUACAAUUUCUCCUCUUAUUUCGCCUUUGUAUUUUUCUGCCUUCAAAUGCAGUUUCCAGAUGGGUUUAGAAUAAACUUUUAAGUUCACUUUA
Odocoileus virginianus texanus is the source of this 3014-nucleotide messenger RNA. RefSeq names its product charged multivesicular body protein 1B (gene CHMP1B). Gene Ontology annotation, cellular component: ESCRT III complex; multivesicular body. The record is from RefSeq and is a predicted model, not a curated record. Gene Ontology annotation, biological process: protein transport; late endosome to vacuole transport; endosome transport via multivesicular body sorting pathway. Lineage: Eukaryota; Metazoa; Chordata; Mammalia; Artiodactyla; Cervidae.